This is a messenger RNA of Aspergillus niger, 324 nucleotides long. RefSeq lists its product as hypothetical. Lineage: Eukaryota; Fungi; Ascomycota; Eurotiomycetes; Eurotiales; Aspergillaceae. The coding region runs from base 1 to 324 and encodes 107 amino acids. The record is from RefSeq and is a predicted model, not a curated record. The transcript is spliced from 3 exons.
AUGCCACUCUGUUGGGGGGUAUUGAAGAAGUUCUUGGCCGUUGAUGCGGCCAGAUACCUCGAGUUAGGGCUGCGCGGAAAUAUAGUGACCGUCCUCGGCGAUGCUGAGUCUCUGUCUGGGUAUGUGGUGGUAGCUCUAACAUUGUGGUUUAUCGAUUACAUCCUUUCUCGUGGCAUCCCUCGUUGGAGUGUCGAUGCUGCAGCAAACCGGCAUUACGGUGAUAGCGCCGUAUGUAGAUGUGAAUAUAUAAUGGCCCUGGCCCGAAUAAACGAAUCAAGCCGUUCCCCCAGCAUCAACAACCUAACCACUCAGCGGGCAGCUUGA